AUGGGCAUCAUGCUGCAUCAUCUGGUCCUGCUUCUUUUGGCGGCCGUAUGGCCUGCCUUUGCAUUUCCUCGUGCUGCUUUCAAUCGAAGGAUUCGCUCUGUCGGUGGCACUUCAAUCCAUGCACGAGCCAAUGGCGUUACCGAUGAUAUCCCCAAUAUGGAAGGCUUCAAUAUUACCCUAAGUCCUUCGAAAUGGCAAGCCAUUCUGGUCAGCUCUUUCGACCGACAGGCCACUGCAACACUCACCACGACUCUGACAAUCUCGGAUUAUGAAACUGCUUUUACCAUCAAGCCGUCCGAUACUGCGGUGGACGCAGCCACUUUUACAGGCACGACUUCUGGCUAUACCCUGACAUCUAUAUGCUAUCCUACCCUUGCUACGGUAGCGGGAAGCACGCAAACAAAGUGUAUUAAAGAUACCGUGACAACCCUCGGAGUCAUUGAUAUUGGUUUGGUGGCCGUGACACCUAAUCCAACUGGCUUUGCAGUGGGCACUCAAACCCUGACUCCCGGAGGAGAAGUGACAGUCGGUACGCAUACCUUGUCGUUAGGGCCCAGCGGUGGCUUGAUCAUCGACGGGAGCUCUACUCAUAUCGACUCUCCAUCGACGACCACAACUAUUCUGGGCUCGACGACUAUCCCGUCUCAGACGCCCAAGCAAACGCCUACAUCCAGGACAAAAAUACAGAGUACUCCUACGUCUACCAGCACGAGCACUCAUACGACCAGCUCUAGGACAAGUACGAAGCCGUCGACCAAUCCGACCACAAAAAUUACCACUACCUCAAAAAAGCCAAGUGUAACCUCGACUAAGCCCAGCAAUACAUCUAUCAAGCCAACCACUACUUCGGCUAAGCCUACCAUUACUUCAACUAAGCCUAUCACCCCCACUUCACACUCCACUCCCCAGUCAUCUCAUACCGAUGAGAUCUUGACAAUUGGGACUCUUACCGUCACCGCGGAUCCCAGUGGCUUCCAAGUUGGUUCUACCACUCUCACACCCGGUGGUAUGAUUACGGUUGGUACACAGACUGUUUCUCUAGAGACAGGUGGUGGCGGUGUCAUUGUCGGUGGGGCUACCAUUCCUCUCACGACGACUUCAAGCACAUCAAGUCAAUCAUGGACCACGCUAUCUGACGCAUCCACCACUGGCCUCUACGGUAUCGUCACUCUGCCAGACUUCGAGACUUUGACAACACCCACGAUCAUCACGACGGAGUACAUCGUUUCGAGCACCCAAACCACGACAGGCCCUAUCUACGUGGGAACUGGUGGUAUCGUGCUUCAGUCAUGGCCUCCAUCUACGGAUGACGACCAUAUCGGUACUAGUGGUGGCAUCAUCAUCCCCGAUCCCAUUCGGCCGUCAAUCUCGACUCCCACUUUGAAAUGCCCAGCUAUUCUCGCUUGGCUUUGUGGAUCUGACCAUACAAGCACGACGGACGAUGGGUCGGAUGUUGAUCCGGAUGAUAAGCCCAAUAGCAAUCCUGCUGAUGAUCCGAACAAGGAUGACAAUCCUACAACGGAACCUACUUCGACUCACACCUCGACAACAUCGACAACUUCGAAGACUUCAUCAACUUCCACGACUUCGACUUCUACAUGUACCAAAACUCAGACUGUGACCGACUGCGGUGUUACAUGUAGCCCUACCGUCGUGAGUGGCCAGUCUACUACGACGACAACCUGCUUCACGACUUCGUGUAGUACCGUGGAGGGAUGUUCUGCAACUGGCACGACAUCAACUACCACCAUUACAUCUGAGGCAUGCGGUACUGGAACCGCAAGCUCGGCUUGUCCGACAUUCACCGAUGGACCUGGAUGGGUUUACCCUGAUACCACCAUCGACACAGCGGCAGUUAACUCGCUGGCGUCUUCUAUCAUGUCCGCAGACGCUUCGCUCCUGGCAGCAUUCUCGUCGGCAUUAGCGAGUAGCACUCCCACAACGAUGGCCACAACCACCAGCACAACCCAUAGCAGUGCUGUUACCAGAACGACAAGCCAUACUGCGCCGUCGACUACCAAGACAACUUCUCAGACCACAAAAACCAGCACCAGCAGCAAAUCCAAGACAACCUCCGCCACUACGACCUCUGCUCUAACUUGCAUUAAUCAAUACGAUUCCGAAACCGACGAGGAUAGCUGCUACUGCGAGGGACACACCGGAUCAUACCAGACCAUGAGUUCGACCUCCGGAAUGACAAACUAUCAACCUUGUGCCUGGACGACCCUGCCACCACUAUACACGGACGUCAACGUCGGCCCGAUCACAAGCACGCUCUCCGACGGAGACGUCGUCUACUGUACAUCCGCCCACUGGGCCGAAGACGGAGGAAGCAGCAAGUACUGCCUAGGCUCAGUGUCCACCAUCUCAACGGCAUCUCACACGUCCACCACCACGAGCAAAUCCUCCACGACAUCCUCCGGCGUCUCCGCAACGGGAACCGGAAAGCCAACGGGGGAAAUAUACAUCGGCAUCGUCACCGAGGGAUACACGUUUACCUGGAACGUCUACAUCCCGGGCGUCAUAGGUACCAUUCCAGACUGGUGCGACGACUCGAAUGGAACCAUGACGGCGAGCGGGGAUACCACGCGGUACUAUUACCCUCCCGAUAUCAAAUUCCAAGAUUUGAAUGGCAAGGCUAGUGAGUUGCCCUGCGUGUAUACGGGAGAUAAGGAUACCGUGGGGACGUUGGGUUGUGAGGGGGUGGGAACGGUCCCGUGUACGAGUGAUUUCGCGGAGAGUGAUGCCUCGCCGAUAUGCUAUAAUAGCGUGUUAUAUGCGGGGUCUGCUUUCCCUCGGGUUUAUUGCAAGUGGUAUGGGAGUGAUGGCGAUGCGUGA
Molecule: messenger RNA, 2838 nt
Organism: Penicillium cataractarum
Lineage: Eukaryota; Fungi; Ascomycota; Eurotiomycetes; Eurotiales; Aspergillaceae
Exons: 1
Coding region: 1-2838 (945 amino acids)
Source: RefSeq, a predicted model, not a curated record